Messenger RNA from Symbiodinium natans, 4644 nucleotides. Lineage: Eukaryota; Dinophyceae; Suessiales; Symbiodiniaceae. The record is from the annotation of a GenBank genome assembly.
AUGGCGCUCCUGAACGAGGCCUUUGCCCUCGGGGCGGCGCCGCAGGUGGCUCCUGUCGCCAGGCUCGCCUCCAAGCCAGAGCGCACCACGUCGGAGGUUUCGGCGCGAGGCUCAUCGUCGGUGCUGGUUGCCGCCGCUGCAGCUUUGGCGGUGGGGGUGGUGUCGAAGAGGCGGCCCGUGGAAGCGCGGCCGGCCGUGGCGGCAUUUGGCAAGAAGAAGGUGCCGAGCAAGAUCGUCUUGGCGGUAAAGGCCACUGCCGCCCAGGAGCCCAUGGAGAAGCCGCUGAAGGAGACGAAGCCUGAGGCAAAGGUCGACGUCAAGGAGCUCGGGGGCCGGCAACACAUGGCUCUCAGCGACGACCAAGUGAAGGUCGCAUUUGGAGUCCUGGCCGCUGCGGCAGCGGCGGUCAUGGCCGCAAACCCCGCGCUAGCCCAGGAGGUGCAGGAGGCGGCAUCGGCGGUUGCCGAUGCGGCAGCCGACGCAGGCGAGGAUGCCGAGGAGGUGGUGGGCACGGUUGCCAGCAGCGGGGGCGACGUGUUCGAGCCCCUUAUCCAGUUCAACGCCGGCAUCAUUGCCGGAAUCGACAACGUUGUCGAGGAUCAACUGCAUAUUCCGAACAGUUUCGGAUUCGCGAUCAUCUUCUACACCCUCUUCAUCAAGUUGCUCACCUUUCCCCUGAACCAGACGUCGCUCCGCUCCGCCGCGAUCAUGCAGCUCAUUAAGCCAAAGGUGGACCAGAUUCAGCGGAAGUACAAGAGUGAUCAGGAGACGCUGAACCGUAUGUUGCUCCGGCUCUACGACGACUGCGGCGUGAACCCGCUAGGAGGGUGCAUCCCGUCCCUCAUCCAGGUGCCUAUCUUCAUCGGCCUCUACCGGUCCAUCCUGAAGCUGGCUGAGAUCAAUCCCAAGUUCAAGGAGCCAUUCCUGUGGAUCCCCUCGCUGUCUGGACCGGUGUCUGGCAGCCCGAGCCUGGACUGGCUCCUUGGCUCGCAGUCGCCCACGGAGUACAUCCCGCUCGUGGGCUGGGAGGACGCUGCACGAUACCUGGUCCUCCCUAUCGGGCUGGUGGCCAGUCAGAUCAUCACCCAGAAAUUCACCAACCCUGAUGCCGGCAACCAGGGUGGCCCCGCAGCGAUCGUCAACAGCGUGAUCCCGUUGGUCAUUGGCUACACCGCCCUGGUGAGCCCACAGGGCCUCGGGAUCUACUGGCUGUGCAACAACCUCGUGACGAACGGCCAGACGCUCUUCAUCAAGAAUCAGCUGGGUGAGGAGUUCCCGGAAUAUCGCAAGUACCUGGAUGGCACACUGAAGAAAGAGGAGGAAGAGAAGAAGAGGGCCAAGGAGCUGAGGGCCCAGGAGGAGGAAGACUCGUUCAGCGGACCCGGCGUCGGCUUUGCAAACGUGCCUGCAAACAUGGUGGUGGAGGAGAAGGAAGUUGAGAAGGUCGCCGCAGCCAAAGUCGCGGCAGCGCCGAAGGCCCCGGAAAGGGCUUCUGAGGGAGGAAUGGGGAGGGGGUUCACCGGGCCCGGCUCAGCUUGGGAGGUCACGCUCCUCUCGGCGCAGGUGAUGGCAGGGAUCCAAGCUCACCUUGCCGGAGGUCGAUUUCAACAGACGUUUUUCCUCGAGGCUGGAGGAAGGCUCUUCAUUAUGUUCAGGUGUCUGGAUCCACAGCCUAGCCCGUUCAACCUCUGUGCGGCAGAGCGCUUUGCAGACGCGCCCAGCGCCCGGUCCGAGCGAUGCUUCGCAGCCAUUUGCAUUCACAUUGGCCAGGGCGGUGUGCAGAUCGGAAAUGCCUGCUGGGAGCUCUUCUGCCUCGAGCACGGAAUCCAGCCCGAUGGCCAGAUGCCCUCGGACAAGACCAUCGGAGGUGGCGACGACGCCUUCAACACCUUCUUCAGUGAGACUGGUGCAGGCAAGCAUGUCCCUCGUUGCGUCAUGGUCGACGGGGAUCUCGAGCCUACGGUCGUGGAUGAGGUGCGCACAGGCACGUACCGCCAGCUGUUCCAUCCGGAGCAGCUGAUCUCUGGCAAGGAAGAUGCUGCAAAUAAUUUCGCACGUGGCCACUACACCAUUGGGAAAGAGAUCGUCGAUUUGGUUCUCGACAGGAUCCGCAAGUUGGCCGACAACUGCACUGGUUUGCAGGGCUUCUGCGUCUACAACGCUUGCGGAGGCGGAACCGGCUCUGGCUUGGGCUGCCUCAUGCUCGAGCGCCUGUCCGUGGACUACGGGAAGAAGAGCAAGAUCUCCUUCACGGUCUGGUGCUGCCCUCAGGUGGCAACAGCAGUGGUCGAGCCCUACAACACCGUCUUGUGUGUUCACUCCCUGUUGGAGCACACGGACGUCACCAUCAUGUACGACAACGAGGCGCUCUACGACAUCUGCCGCAGGAUGCCGGAGCAGGUUCCGGAGCAGGUUCCGGAGCGGGCUUUCGAAGCGGGUUACGGUAUUCCUGCCGCGCCCUACCCGUCUCUAGCAGCACAGGCCGACCGUGUGGAAGCAAGCUUGGGAGCAUCGGCCUCAGAGGGGCCUUGCCCAGGCUAUGUGGACUUGCCUCACCGCCAGAACACGCUUGGGAACCUGGACAUCGAGCGUCCCACGUACACCAACCUCAACCGCCUCAUCGCUCAGAUCAUCUCGAGCUUGACGGCGUCCCUGCGCUUCGAUGGAGCCUUGAAUGUGGACAUCACGGAGUUCCAGACGAACCUGGUGCCCUACCCGCGUAUUCACUUCAUGCUCACUUCCUACGCCCCGGUCAUCUCCGCCGAGAAGGCCUACCAUGAGCAGCUGUCUGUGGCUGAGAUCACCAUGUCCGUCUUCGAGCCCGCUUCUAUGAUGGUGAAGUGCGAUCCUCGUCACGGAAAGUACAUGGCCUGCUGCAUGAUGUACCGCGGCGACGUGGUGCCCAAGGAUGUGAACGCAGCCGUGGCCACCAUCAAGACGAAACGCACCAUCCAGUUCGUGGACUGGUGCCCCACCGGCUUCAAGUGUGGCAUCAACUACCAGCCGCCCACUGUCGUGCCAGGUGGCGACUUGGCCAAGGUCAUGCGUGCUUGCUGCAUGAUCUCCAACUCGACGGCCAUUGCCGAAGUCUUCUCGCGCAUCGACCACAAGUUCGACCUCAUGUACUCGAAGCGCGCCUUCGUUCACCACUACGUUGGCGAAGGUAUGGAGGAAGGCGAGUUCUCUGAGGCUCGCGAAGACCUGGCGGCCUUGGAGAAGGACUACGAGGAGGUGGGCAUCGAGACCGCGGAGGGAGAAGGUGAAGAAGAGGGUCCCUGGGCAAAAGCUGGUGCAGGAGAUCUGGGGGCUUCCGAGGGCGGUGUGCAGAUCGGAAAUGCCUGCUGGGAGCUCUUCUGCCUCGAGCACGGAAUCCAGCCCGAUGGCCAGAUGCCCUCGGACAAGACCAUCGGAGGUGGCGACGACGCCUUCAACACCUUCUUCAGUGAGACCGGUGCGGGCAAGCAUGUCCCUCGUUGCGUCAUGGUCGACCUCGAGCCUACGGUCGUGGAUGAGGUGCGCACAGGCACGUACCGCCAGCUGUUCCAUCCGGAGCAGCUGAUCUCUGGCAAGGAAGAUGCUGCAAAUAAUUUCGCACGUGGCCACUACACCAUUGGGAAAGAGAUCGUCGACUUGGUUCUCGACAGGAUCCGCAAGUUGGCCGACAACUGCACUGGUUUGCAGGGCUUCUGCGUCUACAACGCUUGCGGAGGCGGAACCGGCUCCGGCUUGGGCUGCCUCAUGCUCGAGCGCCUGUCCGUGGACUACGGGAAGAAGAGCAAGAUCUCCUUCACGGUCUGGUGCUGCCCUCAGGUGGCAACGGCAGUGGUCGAGCCCUACAACACCGUCUUGUGUGUCCACUCCCUGCUAGAGCACACGGACGUCACCAUCAUGUACGACAACGAGGCGCUCUACGACAUCUGCCGCAGGAACCUGGACAUCGAGCGUCCCACGUACACCAACCUCAACCGCCUCAUCGCUCAGAUCAUCUCGAGCUUGACGGCGUCCCUGCGCUUCGAUGGAGCCUUGAAUGUGGACAUCACGGAGUUCCAGACGAACCUGGUGCCCUACCCGCGUAUUCACUUCAUGCUCACUUCCUACGCCCCGGUCAUCUCCGCCGAGAAGGCCUACCAUGAGCAGCUGUCUGUGGCUGAGAUCACCAUGUCCGUCUUCGAGCCCGCUUCUAUGAUGGUGAAGUGCGAUCCUCGUCACGGAAAGUACAUGGCCUGCUGCAUGAUGUACCGCGGCGACGUGGUGCCCAAGGACGUGAACGCAGCCGUGGCCACCAUCAAGACGAAGCGCACCAUCCAGUUCGUGGACUGGUGCCCCACCGGCUUCAAGUGUGGCAUCAACUACCAGCCGCCCACUGUCGUGCCAGGUGGCGACUUGGCCAAGGUCAUGCGUGCUUGCUGCAUGAUCUCCAACUCGACGGCCAUUGCCGAAGUCUUCUCGCGCAUCGACCACAAGUUCGACCUCAUGUACUCGAAGCGCGCCUUCGUUCACCACUACGUUGGCGAAGGUAUGGAGGAAGGCGAGUUCUCUGAGGCUCGCGAAGACCUGGCGGCCUUGGAGAAGGACUACGAGGAGGUGGGCAUCGAGACCGCGGAGGGAGAAGGUGAAGAAGAGGGCUAUGGCGACGAGUUCUGA